CCCGGGCCCGCCCCCCCUCCAGUCCCUCCCACUUUUCCCAAACAAAGCUCCGGGCAACUUUCUCCCAGGCAGCGCCCCGCCCGCGGCUCCCCAGCCCCAGGCCGGGAGGCCCAGAUGGGGGAACCGCGGGCUGGGGCCCCCCUGGAUGAUGGCGGCGGCUGGACGGGCAGUGAGGAGGGCAGCGAGGAGGGCACCGGCGGCAGCGAGGGGGCUGGGGGAGACGGGGGCCCGGAUGCAGAGGGAGUCUGGAGCCCAGACAUCGAGCAGAGCUUCCAGGAGGCUCUGGCCAUCUACCCGCCCUGUGGCCGGCGGAAGAUCAUCCUGUCCGAUGAAGGCAAGAUGUAUGGUCGGAAUGAACUGAUUGCCCGCUAUAUCAAGCUGAGAACAGGGAAGACCAGAACUCGCAAACAGGUCUCUAGUCACAUCCAGGUUUUGGCCCGAAGGAAAUCGAGGGAAAUUCAGUCCAAGCUCAAGGCCCUGAAUAUGGACCAGGUUUCCAAGGACAAAGCUUUCCAGACAAUGGCUACCAUGUCCUCGGCCCAGCUCAUCUCAGCACCUGCCCUACAGGCCAAACUGGGUCCCUCUGGCCCCCAGGCCUCUGAGAUUUUCCAGUUUUGGUCAGGGGGUUCUGGGUCCCCAUGGAAUGUUCCAGACGUGAAGCCAUUCUCACAGACGCCAUUUUCCUUGUCGCUGACUCCCCCAUCUACUGACCUCCCAGGGUAUGAACCCCCACAAGCCCUCUCGUCCCCGGCCCUGCCUCCACCUGCCCCGUCACCCCCAGCCUGGCAGGCUCGGGCCCUGGGCACUGCCCGGUUGCAGCUGGUGGAGUUCUCGGCCUUUGUGGAACCACCAGAUGCAGUUGACUCUUACCAGAGGCACCUGUUUGUACACAUCAGCCAGCACUGUCCCAGUCCUGGAGCUCCCCCACUCGAGAGUGUGGACGUCCGGCAAAUUUAUGACAAAUUCCCUGAGAAAAAGGGCGGUCUGCGGGAGCUGUAUGAUCGUGGACCCCCCCACGCCUUUUUCCUGGUCAAGUUCUGGGCGGACCUGAACUGGGGCCCGAGUGGCGAGGAGGCAGGGGCCGGUGGCAGCAGCAGUGGCUUCUACGGAGUGAGCAGCCAGUACGAGAGCCUGGAGCACAUGACCCUCACCUGCUCCUCCAAGGUCUGCUCCUUUGGCAAGCAGGUGGUGGAGAAAGUGGAGACGGAGCGUGCCCAACUGGAGGAUGGGAGGUUCGUGUACCGCCUGCUGCGCUCACCCAUGUGUGAGUACCUGGUGAAUUUCUUGCACAAGCUGCGGCAGCUGCCCGAGCGAUACAUGAUGAACAGCGUCCUUGAGAACUUCACCAUCCUCCAGGUGGUGACAAACAGAGACACCCAGGAGCUGCUGCUGUGCACUGCCUAUGUCUUCGAGGUUUCCACCAGUGAGCGCGGGGCCCAGCACCACAUUUACCGCCUGGUCAGGGACUGAAGGGGUCCCCCAAACUGGCUGGCCCCUGGAACAUCCUCUCUCUCAGCAAGGGCUCUCCAACUCUCCCUCACUGGGGAAGGGAGCGGGCCUUGGGUCUUAGUGACUGGGGAAACCCUCUAAGUUAGAGGGGACCCCAAACCUGGGAGGUGAGCUGAAUGGGCUGGGAGGAAAGGAUAGACCCUAACAGUGGGAUCCCACUGGGGGUGGUGGUGGUGGGGGUGUUUGUGUCUGUGUCUGGAAGGACAGAUCACUCCAGAGCAUCAGGGACUGGGGACAGGAGUGAGAGACACCCCAGGUACACUGCCGGCUUCAUAGUGUCUAACAGGGCCCCCCCACCCUGUUCUGGAUGGUUUGGAGGGUUCUAAUGACACAUUGGUUUGUCCCCCUCCCUGUUUCCUGUUUUCCUCUGCGCCCCCCUCCCCCAUCACUCUGACUCCCAUACUGCAAAGCAAAGGUUAACUCUUUGUGCAGGAGCAGAGCCAGGUGAGCCCUGGGAGUAUUAAUUUUUUGUUAAUAUAACAAGAGAUAUUUAUAAAUGGGUGUUAGGGUCCUGACUUUAUCUCAGUUAGGCAAGGAGCGGGGUGAGGCUUUUUUAUUUAUCCCCCUCCUUCUAAGUGAGCCAAGGCCUAGGCUGUGUUGCCUGUCCCCCUCCAACCCCACGCGUUGGUUUGUGUUUCCACAGAGGAUAAAACUAUUUUACCAAAA
This is a messenger RNA of Choloepus didactylus (southern two-toed sloth), 2175 nucleotides long. RefSeq names its product TEA domain transcription factor 2 (gene TEAD2). NCBI's taxonomy places the organism in Eukaryota, Metazoa, Chordata, Mammalia, Pilosa, Megalonychidae. Bases 115 to 1470 code for a protein of 451 amino acids. The transcript is spliced from 13 exons. Gene Ontology annotation, molecular function: DNA-binding transcription factor activity, RNA polymerase II-specific; RNA polymerase II cis-regulatory region sequence-specific DNA binding. The record is from RefSeq and is a predicted model, not a curated record. Gene Ontology annotation, cellular component: transcription regulator complex. Gene Ontology annotation, biological process: hippo signaling; embryonic organ development; regulation of transcription by RNA polymerase II.